Molecule: messenger RNA, 1521 nt
Organism: Cordyceps militaris CM01
Lineage: Eukaryota; Fungi; Ascomycota; Sordariomycetes; Hypocreales; Cordycipitaceae
Product: FAD binding domain protein
Exons: 2
Coding region: 1-1521 (506 amino acids)
Molecular function (GO): FAD binding
Source: RefSeq, a predicted model, not a curated record
AUGCGUCCACCGCUCACAUUGGGGGUUGUCGCCGCCCUACUCACUCCAGCGGCAUCCACCACCAGCAACAUCCUCGAUGCCUGCGCCACGCUCGCCGCUUCGCUCGGCGACGGCGUCGCCUUCCCCAACUCGACGUCGUACCUCGGCGGCCUGUCCUACUGGUCCGCGCGCCAGAGCGCCCAGCGGCCCUAUUGCCUCGUCUCGCCCUCGUCCGCGGCCGAGGUCGCCGUCGUGCUCACCACGCUCAUCCGCGCCGGCGCCCCGUUCACCGUCCGCGCCGGCGGCCACACGGCACACGCCAACGGCUCCAACACGGACGACGGCGUCACCGUGUCCCUCGCGCGGCUGCGCACCCUGCGCCUCGCCCCCGACCACACCUCCGUCGCCGUCGGCGCCGGCCUCCGCUGGGGCGACGUCUCGGCCGCCCUGGACCCCCACGCCCGCGCCGUGCUCGGCGGCCGCGACGCCGACGUCGGCGUCGCCGGCCUGCUCCUCGGCGGCGGCUUCUCCUUCUUCUCCGGCCGCCACGGCUGGGCCUGCGACAACGUGCUCGGCAUGGAGGUCGUGCUGGCGUCGGGGGCGGUCGUGUACGCCAACGCGAGCCAGCACCGGGACUUGUUUCGCGCCCUGAAGGGCGGCGGCGGCUCCAGCUUCGGCAUCGUUACGAGGUUUGACCUCGCCACGAUUCAGCAGGGCGACUUGUGGACGCGCACCGUCAUCUUUGACGGCCGCGCGGACGAGGCCAUUGCCGAGGCCGCGACGACGCUUUUCACAGACGGCAUGGAGGAGGACCCGGACGCCCAUGCGUACUUCGUGCGUAUGCACCAGCCCGCCUACGGCGGCUUCACAAACCUCGCGAGCUUCUUCCACGCAACGCCGCCGCCGCGGCUCAGCGCGUCGACGUACGCCACGCCGCCUGCCUUUUCCGCCUUUGACGCUAUCCCCGGCGUGCUCGCCAACACGAGCAUGGUCGGCAACCUCAGCGCCAUCUCCGCGACCAUCUCGAGCGCCUACGGACAGCGCCAGGCGUGGUCCAACAUUGCCUUUGCGGCCGGCUCUCCGGCCGCCAUCACCGAGCUGCUCGCGCUGUGGGACGCCGCCGUGCUGGCCAUUGUCCCGCAGGCGGCCGCGCGCGGCGCCGUCUACGCACCGUUCGCCAUCUACCAGGCCGUCUCGCGCAGCCACCUGCGGGCGUCGCGCGCGCGCGGCGGCAACGCCAUGGGGCUCUCGCCGGAGACGGGGCCGCUGGUCGUGAUGCACUUCCUGACCGGCUGGUCCGACGAGGCACUCGACGCGGCCGUCCUGGACGGCACGCGGGCGCUGGUCGGCGCGGCUGAGGACAGGAUGAGGGCGCGCGGCGCGGACCGCGCGUUUGUGUACAUGAACUACGGCGGCCAGUGGCAGGAUGUGCUGCAGCGGUACGGCCUGCCGAGCUAUGCUGCGCUGCUCACGACGUCGCUGCGGUAUGAUCCGCGGCAAGACUUGCGGCGGCUGUGGAGGGGGUACUUUAAGCUCUACUGA